AAGCAAUUUCCAAACUCGAUUACACCAUCUCUCUCUCCCCCGGAUUCCUUCCUCCGAUCAUCCAAUCACAAUUUACAGCAUAGAUCGAUGAGUAAGAGGAAGAUUCCGAGCAGCAACCCCACCAAAACCCAUUUCCUGGCGUUCUCUGUUUCUGCUCCGGAUCUCAAUCUAGACAUCCUCCUCCACCCCAAUACGACGCCGUGCCUCGCCGCGGCGGCGAAGAAGCUCCGAUCAUCAUCCGAAUCGCCUGCACAAUCGACGAUGAUGGACGCUCGGGUCCCAAAUCGCGAUUUCCCCGACGACGACGGCAACGAUUCCGAUUCCUCCUCCGACAUAAUCAACACCGAGAUAGAACCCUUUCCCCGCUCGCUCAACAGCAUCCCCGCCGCUUGCUCAGCAUUCUCCUUCGACAUUUUAAGGAAGGAGGGUAAUAUCCCGACCACCCACCAGCUCUUCCCGGAUAGGGCGGGGCCGGAGCUCAACCCGCCGGCGACGGCGCCGGGUCAGUUAGCGAAGCACAGAAUCCGUCGAGGACGUUGGAGUAGGAGUAGAUUAGCUUGGAGGCAGGGGAAUCUGACUGCGAAAUCGACGACAGAGAGGCUAGGUGCCAGUGGUGUGGAGAUUGGAAGGCUUUUGGCAUGACAUUGGAGUCCAUUAGAACAAUAUGCUGCUGCUCGGUUUGGACUAAAGUGAGAAGAAAGGU
This is a messenger RNA of Linum trigynum, 703 nucleotides long. The record is from the annotation of a GenBank genome assembly. NCBI's taxonomy places the organism in Eukaryota, Viridiplantae, Streptophyta, Magnoliopsida, Malpighiales, Linaceae.